UUCAAUUCGUCAUUAGCCCUUUCUCUCUCUUCAUCAUUCUCCUCUUUAAUCAUAUCUUCAUCACUAUCAGCAUCAGUAAAUCUUCAUCAUUAUCAGCAUCAGUACUUGGUGUUGAUUCUGUGCAACAAUGGCUAAACUGUGUGUUCUCUUUUUCCUUCUGCUUUUAUCUCUCACUCCAGGAGGAAAUCUGUUGACAGUCAAUGCCAAUGGUCAGAGAUGCUGGUGUGUGGCAAAGCCUUCAUCAGAUCAAGCUACUCUUCUAGCUAAUAUAAAUUAUGCUUGCUCUCAAGUUGAUUGCCGAAUUCUGCAAAAAGGGUGUCCCUGUUCCACACCUGAUAAUCUCAUAAACCAUGCCUCCAUAGCCAUGAACCUCUACUUUCAGUCCAAGGGAAGAAACCACUGGAAUUGUGACUUCAGAGGCUCUGGCCUCAUCGUUAUCACUAAUCCAAGUUAUGGUAACUGCAUUUAUGCAUAGAAGAUGGGAUAACAAACGGGGGCAAGAUUAAUCGUUUAGUUGUUCAAUAUGUAGUUAUAGAUAUAUAUGUAUUCAACUUGAGUUGUAUCCAGGGUCUGUGUCUGUUCAUAUUUCAAUUUCCCUUGGUUAAUCAAUCCCAUCAAGUUUAGCAGUU
Molecule: messenger RNA, 629 nt
Organism: Prosopis cineraria
Lineage: Eukaryota; Viridiplantae; Streptophyta; Magnoliopsida; Fabales; Fabaceae
Product: glucan endo-1,3-beta-D-glucosidase-like
Exons: 4
Coding region: 128-475 (115 amino acids)
Source: RefSeq, a predicted model, not a curated record